Messenger RNA from Aspergillus fijiensis CBS 313.89, 937 nucleotides. RefSeq lists its product as uncharacterized. Gene Ontology annotation, molecular function: lyase activity. NCBI's taxonomy places the organism in Eukaryota, Fungi, Ascomycota, Eurotiomycetes, Eurotiales, Aspergillaceae. The coding region runs from base 55 to 792 and encodes 245 amino acids. The transcript has 2 exons. The record is from RefSeq and is a predicted model, not a curated record.
GGAAUCAGGCCCUUUCGUCUUCUGGAAACAUCAUUCUCACCCAAGAUCUUCAGCAUGGACGGCUUCGAUGUGACUACAGCGCCGGAAGCCUACCAGGCUGUCAAGCCCAUCGCGGACCUCUUCGUGCUCGGGAUGGGUCUAGGCUGGACAAUCAACUACAUCGGCAUGGUGCACGUCUCCUUCCGCGACAAGACCUAUGCGAUGGCGAUCAUACCUCUCUGUUCCAACAUUGCCUGGGAAACCGUGUUCGGGUUAAUCUACCCAUCGAAAAGCCUUAUCGAACAGGGAGUCUUCCUCGUGGGCCUGGCGAUCAACUUCGCCAUCAUCUACGCCGCCAUUAAACAUGCCCCCAACGAAUGGAACCACGCGCUGCUCGUCCAGCGCAACCUCGCGCUCAUCUUCUUAAUUGGCAUUGUUAUCUUCUUGACCGGAUUCCUGGCACUGUCGCGCGAGAUCAGCCCCUCCCUGGCCUACUCCUGGGGUGCGGUCUUCUGCCAGCUCGCGCUGAGUGCCGGGGCACUCUGCCAGUUGGUGAGCCGGGGCAGCAUCCGCGGCGCCUCGUAUGCUCUGUGGCUCUCUCGCUUCCUCGGAUCCUGCUGCACGGUGGUCUUCGCUGGGCUGCGGUGGUGGUACUGGCCGGAGUCAUUUGCGUGGCUGAACAGUCCCUUGGUGCUGUGGAGUCUGGCGGUGUUUCUGCUUUUGGAUAUCUCGUAUGGGUUUUGUUAUUGGUACGUUCAGCGCUGGGAGCAGAUGCAGUUGGGGAAAGGGGGUGGCAAAGAUAAAAGUGGAUGAUGGCGGAUAGACUUGGGCCUGUGGAUGUUGUUGCCCCGCUUAUUUGCUGUUAUUGCUUGCUACAAGAGGAGUCCAGUGGUGGCGAGAGUGGUAAGUAAGUAUAAAUACUGUGACCAUAAAUGAUUAUUGAGACUCGGAAAUCAGG